GAACACAAUGUUAUCAUCAUGCAUGAGGGACUGUCCCAGCAGAUGUCUGGAACAAUAGUCAAGUCUAGUAUAUACUCCAUACCAGAGUUAGGCUCUCAGCUAAAUUAGCAGUGGUUGUGGAGACUUAGUGGAUUGGAACUGUAAUCAUGCCAUUCUUUCUCAGAUCCUUAAUAAUUGUGGCAACACUUCUAGCAGCAGUAAUCACUAUCUCCUUUUCUCAAGAUGCAUCACCAAUACCAAGUGGGCCUAUAAAAGGAGAAGCAGGAGAAAAGGGACGAAGUGGAAAUGCAGGACCUGGAGGAUCUCGAGAAAAAAGUUGCCCCCCUCACCCAGUACGUCAACCUGGAUCUCCAGGGAUUGCAGGACCUGGAGGAUCUCCAAGACAAAGUUGCUCCCCUGGACCAGUAGAUCCACCUGGACCAGUAGGUCCACCUGGACCAGUAGGUCCAACUGGACCUCAAGGGAUUGCAGGAUCUGCAGGAUCUCCAGGAGAGAGUGGCCGACCUGGCCGAGUAGGUCCAACUGGACCUAUGGGACCUGGAGGAACUCCAGGAGAAAGUGCCCCCCCUGGCCCAGUAGGUCCAACUGGACCUCGAGGGAUUGCAGGACCUGGAGGAUCUCGAGGAAAAAGUGGCCCCCCUGGCCGAGUAGGUCCAAGUGGAUCUCCAGGGAUGGAAGGGGCACAGGGCCGGAGAGGUGUGAAGGGAACUACGGGAGAGAACGGUGAGAAGGGAGAUAUAGGAUUACUAGGCCCAACUGGAAAUACUGGAGCUCAAGGAGAUCCAGGAGAUGUAGGGUUCCCUGGACAACCAGGGAAUAUUGGAGCUCAGGGACUGAAAGGAGAACUCGGAGAGAGAGGGUUUCAAGGACCAGGAGGGUUUCAAGGACCAACAGGACCAACAGGAGAGAGAGGGGUUCAAGGACCAACAGGAGAGAGAGGGUUUCAAGGACCAACAGGACUAACAGGAAAACCAGGAGAGAGAGGGUACCCUGGACCACAAGGAGACCCUGGAGGUGAAGGAGUGAAAGGACAAAAAGGGGAGGCAGGAGCAGCAAAGGGGGACAGAGGAAGCCAGGGAGUACGUGGGGAGAAAGGAGAUGAAGGUACACAGGGUCUGUCAGGAUACCGAGGACCACAGGGACAAAAGGGAGAGUUUGGACAGCCUGGAGACAAGGGAGAAAGAGGACACCUAGGAUUACGAGGAGACAAGGGAGAGGUUGGAUCCCAAGGACCGCGGGGCUCUGCUGGUCGAGACGGCUCACCUGGAUCUCCAGGAGAACCAGGAUUUAAAGGACCAUCAGGAGAACAUGGAGAUCCAGGCCAACAAGGUCCACGUGGUUUGUCUGGGAGAAACGGUUUACCUGGAUACCCUGGGGCAGUUGGACGGCCGGGAACACCUGGUAAACCAGGAAUACCAGGAGAGAGUGGAGAGAAGGGAGAUCAUGGAACUUGUGAAUGUGAAGGAGCACCAGCCCCUGGAUCACAAGGAGCACCAGUUCUCUCAGGCACAGGAGGAGCUGUCUAUGUUCGCUUGGGGGAGGACUGUUUGUCCCAGUGACCAGGGAACCCAACUAGUGUAUUCUGGGAGAGCUGGAGGGACAGAUGGAGGGGCUGACCACCUCUGCAUGCCAAACGCUCCCGAGUACCUUCAGUUCACCAGUGGGAACCAGGGAGUUCCCCUACAUGGAGUGGAGUAUCGAGCCGGAGACAAUAGCUCACUGUCCAGUGUUGAAAACCACAACGUUCCGUGUGCUCUGUGCUACACCACCACACGAGUCACAGUGGUCAUGAUCCCAGCCAAUGUCAACUGCCCAACUAACUGGACUAUGGAGUACAAUGGCUACCUCAUGACCGCACACUCCAACAACCAUCGCUCGACGUACCAGUGUGUGGACAGGGACCCUGAGACUGUUCCAGGCACCAGCAGUGAGCAGAGUUCUGAUGAUGCUCUCUUCUACCACGUGGAGGCAGUCUGCACUGGAGACUACUGCCCUCUGUAUCGCGACGAUGGAAAGGAGCUCACCUGUGUAGUGUGCUCUCGCUGAACUUGCUGAUUGCUCCAAGACAGUUAUACAUGUAGAU
Molecule: messenger RNA, 2083 nt
Organism: Geodia barretti
Lineage: Eukaryota; Metazoa; Porifera; Demospongiae; Tetractinellida; Geodiidae
Source: the annotation of a GenBank genome assembly